This is a messenger RNA of Pestalotiopsis fici W106-1, 936 nucleotides long. RefSeq lists its product as uncharacterized. Gene Ontology annotation, molecular function: metallopeptidase activity. NCBI's taxonomy places the organism in Eukaryota, Fungi, Ascomycota, Sordariomycetes, Amphisphaeriales, Sporocadaceae. Bases 1 to 936 code for a protein of 311 amino acids. The transcript is spliced from 4 exons. The record is from RefSeq and is a predicted model, not a curated record.
AUGCAACUACCUAUCUUGUCCACGCUUUUGGCCCUGCAUUUGGCAGUUGCCAAUGGAGCAUUGAGUAAACCGGCACUGUGGCCAAAUCUCGGCAAGUUUUCGCCAGAUCUAACCGCCGGCUUACCCAUGCCCGGGUACCAGGUUACCCAAUGGCCGGCAGGCACGAUUUCUCAGGGAUGCCUCUACAUAGCCGACAGAGAUGGCCAGGACCCUGCGUUCUUUCGUGCAUAUUCUGUCCUACUCAACGAUUCGUGGAACUUUUGCAUCCAAGAUGGCUCCAAGCAGUCCAUAGACGAUUUGGCGUUUGCCUUUGGCCAGGCUCCCAUACGGUUGCGACAAUAUACUUCCGAGGUCGUCAUGCAGUCGCAAGGUGGCGGUGCCAAUGCCCAGAACCAGAUCAUCACCUUAUACCAGCCGGCGACGGUCCAGUUGUUCCUUCAUGAAAUGUCGCAUUGCGCCGAUAGUGCUGGCGGUUAUAAAACUCCCUCUAGCUCUGCAAGCACUGCAUGGUCGAGCUCAUACGAUCUGGAUUCAGCGGUUCCAGACACGUAUGCUCAGACAAAUCAACAAGAGAACUUUGCGCAGUUUGGCGGCCUCAUUGUCUACGACCGACUCACUGGCGGCAAGCUCCGAGACGAGCCCAAUCUGUGGGAGAUUGGCCACCAGCUCAACACCAUGGUCGACGAGGGCGACAAUGGCCAGCACGGAGGCAGAAUGUAUGAUUUUGAUAGUGGCUUGAUCUGCUCGGGACGGUACGCCAACUCGCCACCAGUCACUAUGGGAUCAUUUGUACAAUCUGUGGACGACAAGUCGCAGCUUGACUUCAUUGCUAGUUUCGAUUUGGACAAGCAGGUUGCUUUCGGUUCUGCAAAUGGUAUCACUGUUGAGACGUUGAUUCCAGAGACGGGUGCGCCAACACAAUGUUUUGACGUUUGA